CUAUUUGCGUGGAUGUGAGAUACAGAGUAGGAUCCUCAGCAAAAACCGUCAGACAGCACACAUGGAAGAAGAUGACAGACUAUGCCAAAAUGAUCUGCACUGGAUUGAUUUUUACUUCUCUUUGCAUCGCUGAGCCCACGCAAGUCCAAAUACAUCAACUUUGGGAGAAGAGAGAAGUGGCGUGGUAAUCAUUCAAGGUGGAAAAAUCCAAAGCCGAGUAGCACCUUGGUUCAAAAUUUGUGGUUGUAAUGCUUUCCUCGGUGAGCAGAGGAAGAGGAACAGGUGCAUUCAAACUAGCGGGGAUGAACGUGUUGAGUGGCGAUGCACUUUUUUGCCUCACGAGGAUAAAGUGGUUCUACCCUUAAAAGAAGAAAAAAAAAAAGAAAGCCUUCAGAGAACUAUGCAGUAGUGCGGCCAAAAGACGCAAAGUUCUGAUCGUGACAUUUUGCAACAUUUAACCAGCAAACAAGAGAACUAUCUAUCAGUCAACGUUGGACGGAGCCGGGCCUGCCUGUCAGCCUUGAUCACGUGAAUCCGCGUGGCCGUCGUCGCUGAGGCAUGAACGUGGGAAGAGCCCACCAGCACAAUUUCCUAUCGUGUGAAGAAGAAGGUUUGAGACUGACCAAUAUGCCUGCCGUGGGGAGCUUCGGCAACGGCAAGAUCCACACCAGACGUCAAAGGCACGGCCGCUUUGUCAGCAAGACGGGCCAGUGCAACAUUCACUUCUCCAACAUGGACGACAAGUCCAGUCGGUACAUAUCGGACAUGUUCACCACUUGCGUGGACAUACGUUGGCGCUACAUGUUCCUGGUCUUCAGCUUGGUGUUUGUGGUGUCCUGGUUGAUGUUCGGCUUGGGCUUCUACGUCAUCGGCCUCCUGCACGGCGACAUGGACCGUCCCGCCGACGAUGACACUUUUGUACCGUGCGUCACACAGGUGAACACCUUCGUGGCCGCUUUCCUGUUCUCCAUCGAGACCCAGACCACCAUCGGAUACGGAGCUCGAUGCGUGACGGAGGAAUGUCCCGCCGCCGUCUUCAUGGUGGUCUUUCAGUCAAUCGUAGGUUGCGUCAUCGACGCCUUCAUGAUUGGCGCCAUCAUGGCGAAGAUGGCCAGGCCUAAAAAGCGAGCGGAGACUCUCCUGUUCAGCCGAAACGCCGUCAUCUCCAUGCGUGACGGAAAGUUGUGUCUCAUGUUUAGGGUAGCCAAUCUCAGAAAAAGCCACAUAGUGGAGGCUCACGUCCGAGCCCAGAUGGUCAAGCCUCGUUACACGGAGGAAGGCGAGUACAUCCCGCUGGAUCAGAUCGACAUGAACGUCGGGUACGACAGAGGCACCGAUCGUCUUUUUCUGGUGGCGCCCAUCACCGUCAUCCACGAGAUCGACGAAGACAGCCCCCUGUUCGGUAUCAGCAAACAAGAUCUGGAGACAUCCGACUUUGAGAUUGUGAUCAUACUAGAAGGUUUGGUGGAAGCCACCGCCAUGACCACCCAGGCGCGCAGUUCUUACCUGUCGUCGGAGGUCCUUUGGGGUCACCGCUUUGAGCCGCUCAUCUUCGAGGAGAAGAGCCAGUACAGGAUCGAUUACGCCUAUUUUCAUAAGACCUUCGAGGUACCGUCUACCCCGAGGUGCAGCGCCAGGGACAUGGAAGGCAGGAAGUUCCCCACGUCAGGCGCUAACUCCUUCUGCUACGAGAACGAGCUAGCUUUCAUAAGCAGGGAUGAGGAGGAGGAGGCGGACUUUGACAAAGAGGACGACAGACAAUGUUCUACGGCCCUCCUGGAUGAUCACGCCACUUCUGAACGUGAUCAAAAAUCAUCUAGCGCAGAAUCCGAGAUUUGAACUUGACCUUUACAAAAGUUCACCACACAAACUAUUUAUAGCACCAUUGCAUGCAUGACUGCAAAGUUGAUAGGGUUGCAACAACUUCAAAUGCGAGUAAAUAAACUGUAGAUCGGAACGUUGAUAAUUUACAUGAUACAUUAACUCCAUAAGUUUUUCCUAUCAUUUAUGAAUAGUAACUGAGGAAAUAAUCCUAAUCAUUACCGUCAAUACAUUGUAGCAGAUUGUGGCCGAGGGAGAAGCAAAUAAAUGUUUACACCUCAUUUCUAUGACGGCCAUUACGUCCCCUGGCAAAUGUAACAAUAACAAUAGUAGCAGUGUGUUAUAUAAUAUUCCGACAUUUGUGUCAGCAGCCCUGAACCAAAAGUGUAAACGUGUGGCGAGAAUGAAUUGUUUUAGUUGUGUGGCUCACCUAAAGACAUUGGCUGCAUGUUGUGGAGCUAGAAAUCCAUAUUUGAGGCACAAUGGACUCAUUUGAAUGACAAAUGUUGCUCCUCUUUGCAGCCAACACAAAAGACUGAAAGAGCAUAACGAACACGGCUGUAAUGAGAGUGGGGGGGGGGCAAAAAAACUCGACAUCCCUUUUGAAGCAAUGACCUUUUCGUUUUGUAAUUUGCUUGAAAAAAAAAACACGGUGGACACAACUUUGAUAUACUGUACGGCAAAGUAACGACUGGAAUUUUCAAAGUCUAAUGGGAACGUACAUGUUAAAAAAACCUUUUAGCGGGAAGAGGAGAGAAUACAAAGACCUAACCAAAAUAGCGCAUAAAUAAAUGGCCAAAGGUCAUUUUUGUUCUUUCGUGCGAGUUGUUGCAGCGUGAGUGCACCUGAAUGACAUUUCAGCACAGCUUUACAUAUUUACAUUUGGGAACUUGCUGACUCGUGCUGAAAAUAGUCAAGGUUUUUGUCUGAAAAAUGAAUGCUUUUUUUGUUGACAUUUGUACGGAAAAAGCACCAUGCAAAGACGACAAUGUGCGCUAACAUGGGUCAGGUCUGUAUUGUAAAUAAACCUGCUUUUUUUUUUUU
Syngnathus typhle (broad-nosed pipefish) is the source of this 2865-nucleotide messenger RNA. It is a transcript of the gene kcnj12b, whose product is annotated as potassium inwardly rectifying channel subfamily J member 12b. The transcript has 2 exons. The coding region runs from base 559 to 1839 and encodes 426 amino acids. Gene Ontology annotation, molecular function: inward rectifier potassium channel activity. Lineage: Eukaryota; Metazoa; Chordata; Actinopteri; Syngnathiformes; Syngnathidae. The record is from RefSeq and is a predicted model, not a curated record. Gene Ontology annotation, cellular component: plasma membrane. Gene Ontology annotation, biological process: regulation of monoatomic ion transmembrane transport; potassium ion import across plasma membrane.